GUUAUCGCAAUUUCCGGUCCGGUUGCAAGAUGGCUGCGCCCAGUGGCGGAUUCCAACCUCGUGAGAGGCGCGUUGGAGAGCAGGAAGAGGGCUGGGAUGCGGUGGCUCCCAAGCGGCCCCGACUCGGGGCGGGAAACAAGAUCGGAGGGCGAAGGCUCAUUGUGGUGCUGGAAGGGGCCAGUCUGGAGACAGUCAAGGUAGGGAAGACCUAUGAGUUACUCAACUGUGACAAGCACAAGUCUGUGCUGUUGAAGAAUGGACGGGACCCUGGGGAAGUGAGACCAGACAUAGCUCACCAGAGUUUACUGAUGCUGAUGGACAGUCCCCUGAACCGAGCUGGCUUGCUGCAGGUUUAUAUCCACACACAGAAGAAUGUGCUGAUUGAAGUGAACCCCCAGACUCGAAUUCCUAGAACCUUUGACCGCUUUUGUGGCCUCAUGGUUCAGCUUUUACACAAACUCAGUGUUCGAGCAGCUGAUGGCCCCCAGAAGCUCUUGAAGGUAAUUAAGAAUCCAGUGUCAGAUCACUUCCCAGUUGGAUGUAUGAAGAUUGGCACAUCUUUUUCCAUUCCAGUUGUCAGUGAUGUCAAUGUGGAGUAUACGGAGAAGAUGGUGUCUAUCAGCAACUACCCCCUGUCUGCAGCCCUCACCUGUGCAAAACUGACCACAGCCUUUGAAGAAGUAUGGGGGGUCAUCUGACAAUAGCACCUUGUUCUGAAACAGAGACUGUUGCCAUUAUAUCCCUUGGCCCUGCUUUCCGCCCGCUGCUCGGAGAGCGGACCUUCCUGCACCGGGACUGUGGGGGGUUUGGGGAAGCCGAGGCUGUACAUUUGCUAUUUGUUUAGCCUAUAAAUACUGUUUAUCCUAUAAAUAUCUGGUAGUUCUUUGGGGAUUCCUAAAAUUAGCAGGAUCUUAAUGGUGGAAAAAAAUCUUAAUGGUUGUUCUUCUCAGACUCCAGGAAAAGAUGUGAGGUCACAGCGUUUGCAAGUUUGGUCCCAGGC
Messenger RNA from Panthera uncia (snow leopard), 1000 nucleotides. It is a transcript of the gene EMG1, whose product is annotated as EMG1 N1-specific pseudouridine methyltransferase. Gene Ontology annotation, biological process: rRNA base methylation. Gene Ontology annotation, cellular component: nucleolus; small-subunit processome. The record is from RefSeq and is a predicted model, not a curated record. Lineage: Eukaryota; Metazoa; Chordata; Mammalia; Carnivora; Felidae. The transcript is spliced from 6 exons. The coding region runs from base 30 to 698 and encodes 222 amino acids. Gene Ontology annotation, molecular function: rRNA (pseudouridine) methyltransferase activity; rRNA binding.